AUGACACUCUCCUCCCACAUCGACUCCGACGAGCUGGAAGGAAAGAUCCUGGGGACAGAGUCCCCGACCAAUAAGCUUGUCAACAAGUAUAUCAGCGCCAAGAAGCAAUUCCACAAUGCCCGUGUCGAGGAAGAGCCUGCCAGCAAGAUCGUGUCCAAGUUCCGGGGUAUUGCCGAGAAGUAUAGGAUCCAGGAGAACGGAAUGGAGCCCAGACAAGUAUACGAAAUUCUUCACGACGAAUUGACCCUGGACGGCACCACGACACUCAAUCUGGCCUCGUUUGUCAACACCCACAUGGAAAGAGAGGCUGAACAGCUGAUCAUCGAAAAUCUCACAAAAAACCUUGCCGAUAACGACGAGUACCCAAUGCUGCUGGAGAUGCAGCAACGGUGCGUUUCAAUUCUGGCAAACAUGUGGAACGCUCCCGUCGAUCUGACAAACGGCGCGCUCGGAACUGCCUGCACCGGCUCAUCCGAGGCCAUUAUGCUGGGAGGCCUUGCGAUGAAGAAAAACUGGCAGGCCAAGCGCAAAGCAGCGGGAAAGGACUACCACCAUCCGAACAUUCUCAUGGCGUCCUGUUGCCAGGUGGCUCUCGAGAAAUUCGCCAGAUACUUCGACGUCGAAGCACGCAUAAUUCCCGUGUCCAACACAGACUUCUUGCUCGACUACGGGCUAGUCAGACGGAACUUGGACGAGAACACGAUCGGUAUUUUUGUUAUUCUGGGAUCCACUUACACGGGAGGCUUUGAGAGUGUCGAGAAAAUCAACGACAUCCUGCAGGAAUACGAGGACGAGACUGGCCACUUCGUCCCCAUACAUGUGGACGCCGCGUCUGCCGGAUUCCUUGCCUCGUUCGUGUAUCCAGACCUUAUGUGGGACUUCAGAAUCCCGCGCGUGGUGUCGAUUAAUACGUCGGGCCACAAGUUUGGUCUCGCUACCGCGGGACUCGGCUGGGUCGUUUUCCGUAACAAGGAUUGGCUACCAGAAGAGCUCAAGUUCCAGCUACAGUAUCUUGGAGGGUUGGAAGAGUCCUUCACUAUCAACUUCUCCAGACCAGGCUACCAGGUUAUCCAUCAGUACUUUAACUUCCUUCAUUUGGGCCAAAAGGGGUACUAUGAGAUUUUCGACAACUGCCUAACAAACGCACGUAUUUUGUCGAGAUUUCUGGAAGAAACUGGAAUCUUUGUUUGUGUCUCAAACCUGCACCUGCCUAAGGGCCACACGGCACGCGGCGCGCCUCAGGAGGCUCCAAGCCCCGUCAGUCACCAUGCCUUUUUAUCGGACCACCAGUACUAUAACCCUGCACUGCCUGUUGUUUCAUUCCAGCUUUCAGAGGAGUUUACCGAUGAGUACCCAGAAAUUCCGCAAUCUUUGGUGUCUACUCUGAUGAGAAACCGCAAAUGGAUCAUUCCAAACUAUGGUCUUCCGAAGACGUCCACACAGGACGACGGCAAGAACAACGAGAUACUCAGAAUCGUGGCCAAGUACAACUUGACGUCCCAGCUGCUGGACAAACUGAUGCACGACAUUGUGGAGGUUAUGGAGGUGCUAAUGAAAUCAGUCACACUGGUCAGAAAGAACGUCGAGAAGCUGAAAACUGGAGCAGAAGAAACAGACAACAACAUGGUGUACAAUAUGCUUCUCUCUAUUGCCAAUGACGGCAACGAGAAGCUUAUCGAAUUAAAGGACACACCGCCAGAGUCCAAACACAACUCCUUCAGAGGACCAUGCUAG
This is a messenger RNA of Ogataea haglerorum, 1734 nucleotides long. RefSeq lists its product as uncharacterized. Bases 1 to 1734 code for a protein of 577 amino acids. Gene Ontology annotation, cellular component: cytosol. The record is from RefSeq and is a predicted model, not a curated record. Gene Ontology annotation, biological process: L-glutamate catabolic process. Gene Ontology annotation, molecular function: glutamate decarboxylase activity; pyridoxal phosphate binding. The transcript has a single exon. Lineage: Eukaryota; Fungi; Ascomycota; Pichiomycetes; Pichiales; Pichiaceae.